Vombatus ursinus (common wombat) is the source of this 3509-nucleotide messenger RNA. RefSeq names its product RAB9B, member RAS oncogene family (gene RAB9B). Lineage: Eukaryota; Metazoa; Chordata; Mammalia; Diprotodontia; Vombatidae. The record is from RefSeq and is a predicted model, not a curated record. The transcript has 2 exons. The coding region runs from base 78 to 683 and encodes 201 amino acids. Gene Ontology annotation, molecular function: GTP binding; GTPase activity. Gene Ontology annotation, cellular component: phagocytic vesicle; lysosome; late endosome. Gene Ontology annotation, biological process: Rab protein signal transduction; retrograde transport, endosome to Golgi.
CCCUCGGCGCCUCCGGCCCCUGGCCCUGCCCCCCGAUUGUCUUGGUCACAAGCCCAUACCCACCUGCUGCCACUACAAUGAGUGGGAAGUCCCUGCUCCUAAAGGUCAUUCUCCUGGGGGAUGGUGGAGUUGGGAAAAGCUCCCUCAUGAACCGUUAUGUAACCAACAAAUUUGACUCUCAGGCUUUCCACACUAUAGGUGUGGAAUUCCUAAAUCGAGAUUUAGAAGUCGAUGGUCGCUUUGUGACCCUCCAGAUCUGGGACACUGCGGGUCAGGAGCGUUUCAAGAGCCUCCGAACACCGUUCUACAGAGGAGCGGACUGCUGCCUCUUGACCUUUAGCGUGGAUGACAGGCAGAGCUUUGAAAAUCUUAGCAACUGGCAGAAAGAGUUCAUCUAUUAUGCAGACGUGAAGGACCCUGAUCACUUCCCCUUUGUAGUCCUAGGUAACAAGGUAGACAAAGUCGAAAGGCAAGUGACCACCGAAGAGGCACAGGCCUGGUGUUUGGAGCAUGGGGAUUACCCCUACCUAGAAACGAGUGCCAAGGAUGACACCAAUGUCACAGUGGCCUUUGAGGAAGCAGUGAGGCAGGUCCUGGCGGUGGAGGAGCAGCUGGAGCAUUGCUUGCUGGGCCAUACUGUUGACCUAAACAGCAGCUCCAAGGCUGGAUCUUCAUGCUGUUAAGGCCACAGCUUCUAGAGAAGUAGACCCCAACAUUGAUUUGUCAAUAGUAUAAGGAGAGAUGACUUCCAGGUGCAUCCAAGAGUGUCCAGAAAAGGGUAGUUAGAUGUUACUGUUGACUGUCAAUCAGAGCCUUUCAAAUUGAAGUUGGGAGUUGAGAAGAAAGAGCUUUAUGGGGAGCAAGCCAAAUGUAUUUGUGUGUGAUUUCUGCUAUUUUCCCUUCCUGCAUAUAUCAACCAGGGCCUUCAAGGAAGAUUUAGGUCUUGAAUGAAUUACAUAGUUUCACAUUUGCAGUAUUAACCCAGAACCCGCUGUGAAAAUGAGGCUUUCAGCAACAUGGAGUUGGAGAGCUACAGGUAUCACUGAAAGUGUUUCCACUAAUGAACUGAAAAAGGUUUCCAUCAAACUUUUUGAAAAGUAGUUCCUCACAUUUCUGCCAAAGGAAAGACAUGAGUCUUGAGCUGUGUUGCAACAAAAGUAGUGAUGCUUCGUAAGGCUGGCAUGCCUAGAAAUGCAGAUUUGUAACAAUGUAUGUUGCCUUGUUGAAACCCUUCUAUAUAUUUUUCUCCUGCUCUGAGCCUUUCAAAGUAUACCACCUCAAUGCAAGACAGACUCAUGCCACUGGAAACAGUAUACUCCUUUUGUUUGAAAUGAAUAGAUUCCGUUCAAAUAGUCCAACCUUCUUUGGAGAGAAAUGGUUGAUCUGCCUUUACUUUGCACCCUUGCUGCAUAGAGAUGUCGCUUCCGUGUCAGCCUUUCAUCAAUGGAAGAGUUCUGCCUGAUCUUCCUAACAAUGAGUGUCUUUAGUCAGGAUUCACUGCAUUCGGCUCGGGUGCUCUUUUUGGCCAUGAGAAUAAGCUCAUCGGGAAGGCCAUUAGAAAGAAGUGAGAGGAUAACAAGUCUCCCACCUGAAGUUCUUUGACUCCAAGUAUUUGAAGAUCUUUCCACGUAGAAGAGGAAACUUACUUGUCCUGCUGCUCCAAGAGGCAAAACUACAACCAAAGGGUUAAAGUUACAAGAAGGAGAAAAACUUUUUUGCUAUGGGAGCUAUCCACCAGUGGACUGGACUGCCUUGAGAGGGCCUUGUCACUUCAAGGCAUUCAAGCAGGGGCUGAGUAACAACCUAUCGGAGAUGCUAUAGAAGGGAUUCCCUUACUGAGUGAGAGGUUGAAUGCCAUCGACUCUCAGCUCUCUUCCAACUCAAAGUCCUCUGACUCCAUAAUGUAUGUUUCAGUGCCAUGUAAUUACAGGUUUGUCAUGGGCUGGCAGCUCAGGCCCAAGAGGGCAAUAUGCUAAUGUCUUAGUCUGCUUUAGUCUUAAAAUGCUGCUUUCAAGUGGUUUGUCUUUAACAGCAACUGGUCAGUUAAUUCUUUUUGCUUUUGGACAAUGGCAGGGGAAAGUCUCGAACUCUAAGUCAUCUUAAUGUGUCCUAACGUAAGCAUUGUGAAGAGAAAAUACAUACGUACAACAGGGCUUGGCCAACUUUCGGUCAUAGUGGCUGCUGGCUCUAAACCACAUUAUUGGAAUUUAUAGUCCAGAACCUAGUUUUUAUUGAUUGAUCCAUUUGUCCAUGUAGUUCUUAUUCUGUAAAUCCAUGCUCUCUUUGAUAAAUAUCUAACCCCAAAUUGUGAAUUACUUAUAGAAACUACCAGUAAAGGGAUUUUUUUUCCUGAGGGCAACUUUCACAACAGUACAGCCUAUCCUCUGUAAUAGUUACAUAAAAAAGUUCACCUAUGCAGAGAGGCUUACCUGGUCCAAAAGGCCAAGACUUCCAAAAACAUGAAAAUGGAAUGACCUGAUCGCACCCAAAUCUUCAAUUAAGGUAUAGAGCUGACCCCAUUACCCAGAGUAGCCUUAAUGUUGAAUGUCAGAACCAGAAUUAGCCCUCUCCACUUCCCCCCAGCUCUUAAGUCUAGGCUCCUGCACUGACUUCACCCACAGCCACCAAUACUGGUUUUCAAGUCGUAUGAUCCAACUGCAGCAGUCACAUUAAGCUGGAAAUUUUCAAGUUGCUGUAGUCAGAACUAGUCAUUGUUAAUGCUCAUUUUUGAAAAGUGCAUGGGAUAUGGGCCCUCUCUUUGUAUUUGCAUUCUGUUUAUGAUCGCUUCCAUUUGUAGAUCUUAGGCCUUUAUAAAGACCAACAUGGACUGACUCCCAAAGGACUUGCUUCUGUUAUGGUAGCAUAUGGUUUGUUGACUAAAAAUCACAUAAAUUGAAUGUUCUUGGGCCUGCUUUCUACCCAAGACAAAUGUUAAUCAUCUUGAUGGAUCAACUGAAGCCUCAUUUCUCUUCACCGUUGCCAUACUAAUUUCCCUGCCAAGUAAAUUCGUGAUCUCUUAAUGAAAGUACUUAAUUGUGAUUCAAGCAGUGGCAUUCUGAUGUGCAACACCCAAUGGGCUGCUAAUGUAUAGUUUGGCUACUGUAGAGAAAGGCUAAUUUAAGCCCCAGAAACUGUGCAGAAAGGGCUAGUGAUUGAUGAUAUUACUCUGGAAUAUUUAGUGUUGAUGGUUUGGGUUGUCUUUUUUUUCUGUUUUGGCUUUUGUUUUUAAGGAACACUAGAUUUUUUUAAAAUGACAUUCCUCAUUAGAACUACAUAUGGUUUUUUUUAAAUGGUCCAUUAAAAUGUCAUACCAAAUUUUUGUUUAGUUCAUUUUUCUGUAUUAAAAGAAAAUUCCAGGGGCUUCAAAAUUCAAUUUGUGCCUGCCUUGGCCAUCUCAAUUUUGCCCUAUGGCAAUCCACACUCCUUGUUGCUGGUGCUGCUAAAAGUCUCAAGAAUUGUGUUUCAGGUGUUUUGAUUCAGCUAUUAAAAUUCAUCUGUGUUAAAGUGAA